Zeugodacus cucurbitae (melon fly) is the source of this 634-nucleotide messenger RNA. RefSeq lists its product as uncharacterized. The transcript has 3 exons. The record is from RefSeq and is a predicted model, not a curated record. Bases 71 to 598 code for a protein of 175 amino acids. Lineage: Eukaryota; Metazoa; Arthropoda; Insecta; Diptera; Tephritidae.
AGAAUUACGAAGCGCGAAAAAAAAUUUUCAUAUCUUUGCGCGUUUGGAAAACGAAUUUUCAAAAAGGCAGAUGAACUACAGUGCAGCUGAAAUAAAGGAAAAAGUACAUAAUUUUACCAAUCGAUACAAAUUAGAAAAGAAUGCGGUGGGUAUGACUGGUGGUUCGCCUUCCACUUGGAUCCACUACAAGGAGGUGGAAGAAAUACUGAGUGGUAAUAAGGCAGUAAAUUUCAAAGAACUCAUGCAAGAGAGUAUAGGUGUGGAACCAGAAGACAACAUUGGUUGCGCUGCUAUCUACCCUUCGACGAGCAGCCAAUCUCAAUUCAUUUCAAGCGAUGAGCUUGCAGGACUUUCGACGACUCCGGAGUCUGCAAAAAGAAGGAAAUUAACCCAUGAGCGUUUAAUAGAAAAUUUGGAAAAAACUUCAGAUAUGUUUGAGAAAGAAAUGGAGUCCAUGAGAGGGGUGCAAGAAAGAAUGGUGGAACUAACAGAAAAAGCAGUUCUUGCGGAAGAGAAAAGGAAUGAUAUUUUAAAAGAAAUGAGUGAAAAUACGAAAAGUUUUUAUAAAGACCUUAUUAAUUUGUUAAAUAAAAAAUAAAAAUAAUUACAAAUGUAGAACAAACUUACAAAAUGA